AAUGUAGGACACUGGGCUUCUGCGGCCAGAUUGGGGGACGUGGUGAAUCGGAACCAGUCCAGGGCUGGCCGGGACCAGGCCCGAGGCUGAGUGGCGGCGACGGCGGAGGCCGGGAGGGGGGAGGAGAGACACAGCCGGAGGAGCCUCGGCAGCAGCUCCCCCGCCUCCCGGGCUGAGGGACUUUUAGGAAAGAAAGAUGGAUCAACCUAGUGGGAGAAGUUUUAUGCAAGUAUUAUGUGAAAAAUACAGUCCUGAGAACUUUCCUUACCGCCGUGGUCCUGGGAUGGGAGUCCAUGUCCCAGCCACACCUCAGGGCUCCCCCAUGAAAGAUCGCCUCAACCUCCCAAGUGUACUGGUGUUGAACAGCUGUGGAAUAACGUGUGCAGGAGAUGAAAAAGAAAUCGCUGCCUUCUGUGCUCAUGUAUCAGAGCUAGACCUUUCUGACAACAAACUUGAAGACUGGCUUGAGGUCAGUAAAAUUGUGUCAAAUGUUCCCCAGUUGGAGUUUCUAAACCUGAGUUCCAACCCUCUGAAUUUGUCGGUUUUAGAAAGAACAUAUGCUGGGUCCUUCUCUGGGGUUCGCAAACUUGUGCUCAACAACAGCAAAGCUUCUUGGGAGACGGUCCACAUGAUACUUCAGGAGUUACCAGAUUUGGAGGAGCUUUUCCUGUGCCUUAAUGACUAUGAAACAGUGUCUUGUCCUUCUAUUUGCUGUCACUCUCUUAAGCUACUGCAUAUAACAGACAAUAACCUCCAAGACUGGACUGAAAUACGGAAGUUAGGAGUUAUGUUUCCUUCCCUGGAUACCCUUGUCCUGGCCAACAAUCAUUUGAAUGCCAUUGAGGAGCCUGAUGAUUCACUGGCAAGGUUAUUCCCUAAUCUCCGCUCCAUCAGCCUUCAUAAGUCAGGUUUGCAUUCUUGGGAAGACAUUGACAAACUAAAUUCAUUCCCCAAACUCGAAGAAGUGAGAUUAUUAGGAAUUCCUCUUCUGCAGCCAUAUACCACUGAGGAGCGAAGGAAGCUGGUGGUGGCCAGGUUGCCAUCAGUUUCCAAACUUAACGGCAGCGUUGUUACGGAUGGUGAACGAGAAGAUUCUGAGAGAUUUUUUAUUCGUUACCACAUCGAUGUUCCACAGGAAGAAGUGCCAUUCAGGUAUCAUGAACUGAUCACAAAAUAUGGGAAGCUGGAGCCUUUGGCAGAAGUGGACCUAAGACCCCAAAGCAGUGCAAAAGUAGAAGUUCAUUUUAAUGAUCAGGUGGAAGAAAUUAGCAUUCGUCUGGACCAAACAGUUGCAGAACUAAAGAAACAAUUAAAAACUCUAGUGCAAUUGCCCACAAGCAACAUGCUUCUCUACCAUUUUGACCACGAAGCUCCUUUUGGCCCAGAGGAAAUGAAGUACAGCUCUCGGGCAUUGCAUUCCUUUGGCAUUAGGGAUGGGGAUAAAAUUUAUGUGGAAUCCAAAACGAAAUAACCUCCUCUACCAGCCCUGUAGUAGAAACAUGCCGAAGGACUCCUUGCAGGGCAUUGUUUCCAGUAUGGUUUUCUUUAGGAGGAACAAGGUUGUUUUUGUUUGUUUGGUAUAGGUUUGGGGGGGUUUUGUAUAUUUUUUUCCCCUAUGUUGCGUAGGGGGUGUUUUUGGUAUUUUCUAGUACAAACUUCUUGGCUGAAGCAGCAGAAUCGGCCAGCUCUCCAGUCCAUGUGCCCUCCCUAAAGGAAACAACUAAGUUCACCGACUUCUUACUGUGUUACCGGGAUUUG
This is a messenger RNA of Chrysochloris asiatica (Cape golden mole), 1758 nucleotides long. It is a transcript of the gene TBCEL, whose product is annotated as tubulin folding cofactor E-like. Lineage: Eukaryota; Metazoa; Chordata; Mammalia; Afrosoricida; Chrysochloridae. The transcript has 8 exons. Gene Ontology annotation, molecular function: alpha-tubulin binding. Gene Ontology annotation, biological process: protein folding. Bases 197 to 1471 code for a protein of 424 amino acids. The record is from RefSeq and is a predicted model, not a curated record.